AUGGACACGUACAUCGCAGAGAUACGCAAGCUCGAGAACAAGUUUUCAGGCCUGGAAAUUCAUCAUGUGAUCCGCGACAACAACGUGGGGAUGGAUGUGCUCUCGAAGCUGGGCUCCGAUCGAGCAAAUGUCCCACUAGGAGUUUUUGUCCACGAGCUACAUCACCCAUCCAUCAAGAUACCAGAUCAAAGCAUCAUCAUCCAGGGUCCAAUAGAACCUGAUCGAGAGGUCGUGAUGAUCAAGGUUGACUGGCAGGUGACUUUUAUCGACUUCAUCAAGGAGCACAAACUACCCCCCGGCAUCAACAAGAAGAGCAACGAGGCUGCAUGCAUCUUAAGGUGGAGCAAAGGGUACGUUCUGGUCGGUGACAACCUAUACAAAUGUUGA
This is a messenger RNA of Panicum hallii, 387 nucleotides long. RefSeq lists its product as uncharacterized. The record is from RefSeq and is a predicted model, not a curated record. The transcript has a single exon. NCBI's taxonomy places the organism in Eukaryota, Viridiplantae, Streptophyta, Magnoliopsida, Poales, Poaceae. The coding region runs from base 1 to 387 and encodes 128 amino acids.